Messenger RNA from Cricetulus griseus (Chinese hamster), 1426 nucleotides. Lineage: Eukaryota; Metazoa; Chordata; Mammalia; Rodentia; Cricetidae. The record is from RefSeq and is a predicted model, not a curated record.
CACAAAGGCCCAGAAGAGCAGGUGAGCUGGCAGCAAGGUGGAGCUGCCCAGUUCCCUUGGGGGUGCUCGGCCUGCACAGAGUAAAAUGGAGCCUCCUGAGACCUUCAUGAGAAAACUACCCAUCACACCAGGGUACGGUGGCUUCAUACCGUGGCUCAGUUGCCAGGGACCCUUCAGCGAGGAUGACAUGAAUCACUGUGUGAAAGCCUUCCAGGAGAAAACGCAGAGGUACAAGGAGCAACAGCAGGAAUUGAACUGCUCUGUGAAUAGCAUCCCGGCCCUGAAGCCCAUCUGCUCCGAGAACACAGUCCUGUGGAAGCUGCAUGAGUAUGCCAAGAAGUACCACCCCCUGACUCUGGAAUGCAAGAAUGUGAAGAAGCCCCUAAAGGAGCCCCCCAUCCCUGGCUGGGCAGGCUACCUGCCCAGAGCCAGAGUCACUGAAUUUGGCUGUGCCACAAGGUAUACCAUCAUGGCCAAAAAGUGCUAUGAGGACUUCCUGGAUCUGAUGGAGCAGGCCAAGAGGGCCCAGCAGAAGCCCUAUGAGCAAAUAUAUGGUGUGAGCUCUGAACAGCCUCCCCAACCUUCUCCAAAAGUCUCGCAGCUCCAAGGUCUCCCACCUGAAUACCCGGAAUCCUCUGUGCCAGGUCAAGCACUUCCAAGUGAGGACUCCCGAGCUCCCGGAACCUGUGGCUGUGCUCAGUGGUCCAGUCUGUCAUGCAGCAGGAAUGCAUAUGAGAGAUACCCACCCCAAGAGAUGCAAUUUGCAGUGGGCCAGAGCCUUACACCCUCCCAAGAGAUUUGAGCCUCAAGGGACUUGAGAAGCCUGCUGCACUUGCCUGUCCCACUCUUGGGCAAUGAGGAGAUUGAAUAAGAAUUCUUUAACUGCUACCUGUGCCCUGCGAGAUUGGCCUUGUCAGCCAUGACAAUCUUUGAAUAGAGAGGUUACCUCUCAGCCUGUUUUUUUUUCUGUUUUUGUUGGGACAGGGGGAGGGGCGGCUAAUGGGAGUUCUCAAUAUGUUGACCUAGUGAAGGGCCCAUCUAGGGCUGUCUCAUCCUACCACCAAGGUAACCUUGUGUAUCUGGGUCUGGUUCUUCUUCGAAAGCCUAGCCAGUGGGUCCUGGUAUAGCCUGCCUCCAGCCCUGGUACACAUAUUCUACUCCAGCCCUGUUUUUCUAGAAUCUAAGUCCCCAGGGAGACUCCAGCUGGUGGACCAGCUAUGUGAAAUUACCAGGACUCUUUAAACACAGUACCCAGCUGGGUGGCUUCAUCAUACACAAAGCCCAAAUCUGUAGGUUUCAGUUGCUGGGACCAAAUACCUAAGAAGCAGCUCAAGGGUGGAAGGGUUUGUUGUGGCCACAGUUUGGGGCUUCAGAGUCCAUCAUGCUGGGGAAAGCAUGUCAGAGAGGAACAGGAGGUGGCCAGACA